Molecule: messenger RNA, 1796 nt
Organism: Vigna umbellata (rice bean)
Lineage: Eukaryota; Viridiplantae; Streptophyta; Magnoliopsida; Fabales; Fabaceae
Source: RefSeq, a predicted model, not a curated record
ACUGGGAAAUCAUGUAAGCUAGAGUUUCCAACACAUUCCUAUAUGUAAAAGAUAAAGAAACUAUAGAGUUUUCUACAUUUAUAUGAUUGUGUCAUUGGAAAUUGCAGGGGAUAGAUUCUUUUGGUUAUCAGAUGAACAAUUUGCAAGGGAAACUUUGGCAGGUGUCAACCCCUAUAGCAUCCAAGUGGUCAAGGAGUGGCCCUUGAAAAGUAAAUUAGAUCCCCAAAUCUAUGGUUCACCAGAAUCAGCAAUCACUAGAGAAGUCAUUGAGCCGCAAAUAAUUGGUUAUUGCACAAUUGAAGAGGCUAUUGAACAGAAGAAGUUAUUUAUGUUAGACUACCAUGAUUUAUUCUUACCAUAUGUAAGCAAAGUGAGAGAGAUUAAGGGAACCACAUUAUAUGGAUCACGGACUCUAUUCUUCCUCACUGAACAAGGAACAUUGAAACCAUUAGCUAUUGAGCUCACAAGACCAGCUAUGGAAGGCAAGCCACAAUGGAAGGAGGUCUUCAAACCAUCUUCUCAUUCCUCUUCUCAUCCAACCAAUCUCUGGCUUUGGAGGCUGGCCAAACUUCAUGUUCUUGCCCAAGAUUCAGGUUAUCAUGAACUUGUGAGCCAUUGGUUAAGAACUCAUUGUGCUGUAGAACCCUUCAUCAUUGCAACGCAUAGGCAACUUAGCAUCAUGCAUCCAAUCUACAGAUUACUGCAUCCACACAUGAGAUAUACCAUGGAGAUCAAUUCCCUCGCUCGUGAGGUGCUUAUCAGCGCAAAUGGGGUCAUUGAAAGUUCGUUCACUCCAAGAAAAUAUUCUAUGGAAAUAAGUUCUGUGGCAUAUGAUCAACUUUGGCAGUUUGAUUUGCAAGCACUUCCCAAUGAUCUUAUUUCCAGAGGAAUGGCUGUGGCUGAUCCAAAUGCACCACAUGGCCUAAAGCUAACAAUUGAAGACUACCCUUUUGCCAAUGAUGGUCUUCUUAUAUGGGAUGCCAUCAAAGAAUGGGUAACUGAGUAUGUUAACCAUUACUAUCCAAUCCCAAGCACGGUGGAGUCUGAUCAAGAGCUCCAAGCAUGGUGGACAGAAAUUCGAACAGUGGGUCAUGGAGACAAAGCCAAAGAACAAUGGUGGCCAAAUCUCAAAACACCAAAAGACCUUACAGAGAUCGUUACAACUAUAGCUUGGGUAGCUUCUGCGCAUCAUGCAGCUGUUAACUUUGCCCAAUAUGCUUAUGGAGGCUAUUUCCCUAAUCGACCUACAAUUGCUAGAAAUAACAUUCCUACAGAAGACCCUUCUAAGGAAGAGUUGGAAAAACUGAUAAAUAGCCCUGAGAAAAUAUUUCUGGAGUGUUUACCAUCACAAAUUCAAUCAACCUUGGUGAUGGUUGUUUUGAAUUUGUUAUCGGAUCAUUCUCCAGAUGAGGAGUAUAUUGGACAAUACGUGGAACAAUCAUGGGUUGAGAAUCCAACUAUAAAGUCGGCCUUUGAAAGGUUUAGUACGAAAUUGAAGGAGAUUGAAGGUAUCAUAGACUCAAGAAAUGCAGAUACUAAUUUGAAGAAUAGGAAUGGUGCUGGGGUGGUGCCAUAUGAGCUAAUGAAGCCAUUCUCAGGGCCUGGAGUUACUGGAAAGGGAGUUCCAUAUAGCAUAUCAAUUUGACGAUUGUGCUUCUUAUAUAUAUGCAUAAUAUCCUAUACUAGCUUUAUUUUUUUCACAAAUAAAAAUUAUGAAGCAUUUGGGUGCUUGAACUCGUGUACAAAGCACAACUUUAUACUUGGAGCAGCUAUAUUACAUUUAUACAUAGGUUAAU